ACUUCCCAUAAUCCACUUCUUCAAGGGCGCUUCCUGGUACAGCCUGUAAGCGCGCGCUCAGCAGCACUGGUUUCGAAGAAACGGACGAUCGCGCGCAUUGAAUGUGCCUGUGUUUCAACUCAGUUUACUCUACAUUUAUCUUACAACAUCAGAAUGCCUAAGUCAAAGGAAGUGUUGUCUUCUUCCUCAGACAGUGACUCUGACAGUGAAGUUGAUACGAAGGCCAAGAGAAAGAAGCAGACAACACCAGAAAAGCCAUCAAAGAAACAAAAAAGUGGAGAAACUUCAAAAGUGUCAUCUGCCUCCAAAAGCAGCAGCAGCAGCAGUAAAAAUGAUAAUAUGUUCCAGAUAGGAAAGAUGAGGUAUGUGAGUGUCCGGGAUUUCAAGGGGAAAGUGCUGAUUGAUAUCCGGGAAUACUGGAUGGACCAGGAAGGUGAAAUGAAACCAGGCAGGAAAGGUAUUUCACUGAACCCAGAGCAGUGGAACCAACUGAAGGAGCAGAUAAGUGAGAUUGACGAUGCCGUGAAGAGAAUAUAAGUCCUGCCUGCAGUUCACUGGCAAUCUGGAUGCUUUUUUAAACAGAUUCUCACUCUACAGUUCUUCUUCUGCUGCCCUCCAAAGCCCAAACACAGUUUCUACACCUCUGAAUCAGUAAAUGGACAGGUCAAAGAGACCUGAUUUCAGUCACACUUUAUUUAACAGUGUCCUCCUUGUUACACGUUACAUAUACUGUAGUAAUAUCAGUAAAUUAUGCAUAAUUACAUGUAGAGCUGCCCCCAAUAGUCGAUUAACCAUUAGUCGAUUAGAAGAGGCUUGUUCGAGCAAAAUUUUCUUAGUUGGUUAGUCGCAGAAAAAAAAAAUCUCCACAGGAAGUGGUGAAGGGACAGAUUGUUAACGGCAGGAAAUCCAAACAUUCGCAUAUCAUUCAUCAAUCAUCGACCUCAAAUAUGGCUUAUCACUUGAAACAUGCAAGUAGUAGCAACAAGUCCUCUCGCUCUGUUAGCCUAGUCCUAGAUAAAUGUACGCUAUUAUUAAAGUAGGUGCAUAUCCAUGUGUUUCUGUGGAGAGCACGCUUAUCGCAUCACAUGGAGUGCGAUCACUUUUGCAUUUUAAAAUACUCUGUCAUUGUAGUCAUACAGAUAAGAGUAAUGAAAACUGUAAAGGGUCCACUUAUUUCCAGCGUAUACUUGCUACACAGACACGAGAAAUGUAUCUAUAGAAAGCUUGAAAUGUCUACUUUUAAACAAACCAAUUCAAAUGGAAAAUAACUAUUCUCAGAUUAUGUAAUCUGUAUGAAACAUGCAUAUAGGUGUGUCCACUACUGUGGAGAUGACAAGUUAGCAUCGCCGUGCAGCCGGAAACACAGAAAACAAUUAAUUAUUAACAUGUUUAGACAGUCGCCUUCUGUUUUUUUCAUGACACACUCAUAAUCAUUACAUUUGCCGGUGCACUGUGGAAAGCUUUGUGCUUGAGCGCUGAUUAGGCUAUGUUUUAUAUAUAUAUAUAUAUAUAUAUAGGCAAUUAAAAGCUGGUUAUUAUAAUUCAUGGCUUAAACGUGCGAUUAGUCGACUAAUUGCUUAAAUGAACGACUACUAGGCGAAUAGAAAAAUCUUUAGUUGGGGGCAGCCCUAAUUACAUGCAACUAACCCUAAACCAAACCCUAUUCCUAAUCCUAACCCUAAAGUAAGUACAGAUUGUUAAUUAAUAUUACUUAGGAUUUAAAAGUAGUACAAUUACACUGUAACAAGGACACCUUAAAAUAAAGUGUAACUAAAUUGCGUAGUUACUACAUUUUUGCCUUUUAUAGAGCGGCAUGCUUCACAAGGAAAAUGUGGUGACCAGCACACUUUGUAUGUAUAUUUUAGAUUAGGUUUUAUUGAAGUAGUUGUUCAUUGUAUUUUUCUUUUUUUAUUUGAGAGUUUCAUGGUUGGGGUUUUAAAGGGGUUUUGCUAGAGAUAUAGGGUGUGAGUUUGUGCCCUUCAUUUUCAAUAAAGAUGGAAAAUUCACACUUCAAA
Messenger RNA from Ctenopharyngodon idella (grass carp), 2015 nucleotides. It is a transcript of the gene sub1a, whose product is annotated as SUB1 regulator of transcription a. The transcript has 5 exons. The record is from RefSeq and is a predicted model, not a curated record. Gene Ontology annotation, cellular component: nucleus; transcription regulator complex. Bases 154 to 537 code for a protein of 127 amino acids. Gene Ontology annotation, molecular function: DNA binding; transcription coactivator activity. Gene Ontology annotation, biological process: positive regulation of transcription initiation by RNA polymerase II. Lineage: Eukaryota; Metazoa; Chordata; Actinopteri; Cypriniformes; Xenocyprididae.